Molecule: messenger RNA, 1695 nt
Organism: Fusarium subglutinans
Lineage: Eukaryota; Fungi; Ascomycota; Sordariomycetes; Hypocreales; Nectriaceae
Exons: 4
Coding region: 1-1695 (564 amino acids)
Source: RefSeq, a predicted model, not a curated record
AUGUCCUUUGGAUUCUCGUCAACGACUGUUGACUCCAGCAUCCAGCGCGGCAACCCUUCAGGAGCUCCGUCUAGCGGCCUCCAAGUUGCACCCCUACGACAAUUGCUGCUAUCAUUGGGACUUUUUAAGUUACUUCUCACGGACUCUAUUCUCUCGUGGCUCUUUAACCGUGUCUCCGAUCAAGACUCUAAUGCAUGCAAUACUCUUAAUGGUGUAUCUUACAUACUUUUGGUCUUCAGGCUAUGUAGCAUCAAAACGAGGAAUUCCAAUGUUUCGCAGUACCUCGCUGGCAACGGAGAAGACCACAAUGUUACACGAGAAGUCAACUUUAUGCUGCGUAUGUUCUCGACUGAGAAGGCUGCUAAGGAAAUGGCGCCGAAGCUGUUAGUCAGUUCGGGAGACAUUGAUAGUUCCUCAAUUUGCCGCGCCUUUGGUUUGACGGUGUCUCAGUUCAUUUGGGAAGAUAAUAUUCGAGAACACCAUGAAUCCGCUCACGACAGUACCAAGAACAAGAAAUGGGAGCCAAAGGUUGCGGCAAAAGCAUACGACACCAUCAUGAUAUCCGAGUCCCAUUCUCUAAGUCACGAAACGUCAUCACGUUCGAGUAUAACACAGGGCAAACAGCCCCACACAUCAGCCAGUCCUAGCUUAUCUCGCCAGAAUGAGGAUCCUUCUGAUGACGAUAACCUUCCUCCUGUUGAUGAUGUGCCCGGUCCAAGCUUGUCAGCUGCCCCAUUCACAAAGUUCAACGACACCGCAGGGCCAAGCUCGAGCCGGUUAAUAAAGAGGACCGAUCUCCAGAAUGAGGGCAAGCAUUUCGUGGUGAAUGUCUACUCCAGCGGGAAAAGAACGUGCACUGAGGCAAUGGGGCCGUUUGAUGCCGAGCGUUGGGAGAGCCUGGAGAAAUGGCUCGGAACAGGACUUUGCACGUGCUCUGGUGCCAAAGACUUCGCAAAGAAAGAGUGGAAAGAACGAGAAGAGGCUGAGAGUCAAAUGGAUAAAAACUUAGUCCUCGUACACCGGAUGAUUCUUACCAUGAUCUUUGCAAGAGCGACAAGACGGAUCAACUUGGCUAUCCGGUACUGGGAUGAUGUGGCGAUGGAAAAGGCACAAGGUCAUACUCGUGAUCUUGUAGCCGCCGACGAGCACAAAAGGAUGAUACUUUUCCUGCCGAUGGACUCCAGCUUCUGGCAGCAGGAAGCAAGGCUCACUGCAGUUCUCAACCUACUUGACGAAGCCUACCACUUCCACAGCGGCUCGUGCGAAGUAUACCCAUUUCGACACGAGGCAACAAGCGCCUUGGCCAAGAUACUCGACGUAAGGGCACUCGAUGCGAUUGCAAAAGACGCUCCGUUUAACUAUGCCUACCGACCCUGCUCCAAGUCUCAGCUUGCGGAUCAAGAGACCACUAUUGUCAAGGGCACUUUCAGCUGUGCCGCCCUUCACACGCGAUUGGUUCCACCAGAAAAGGUCGAUACUCUGCAGAGCUGGGGAGAAGUUCGAGUUUUGAUGGUCGGCGACAAAGUGGAUGAUGAAGAUACUGUCUUCACCGGCCUCCGCGAUAACUCUUCCUUGACAGAUGGCCUCGUUCAGAAGUCUAGGCCCGGGCAUCAACCAAACUGGGUUAGGAACAAAACGGACAGAAAAGCCAACGUCAGGGAACUCAAGGAAUUCUGUCUGUUUUGGCACUUCUAG